This is a messenger RNA of Megalobrama amblycephala (Wuchang bream), 1241 nucleotides long. It is a transcript of the gene hspb9l, whose product is annotated as heat shock protein, alpha-crystallin-related, b11. Gene Ontology annotation, molecular function: protein folding chaperone. Gene Ontology annotation, biological process: response to heat; protein refolding. The coding region runs from base 163 to 795 and encodes 210 amino acids. The transcript has a single exon. The record is from RefSeq and is a predicted model, not a curated record. Lineage: Eukaryota; Metazoa; Chordata; Actinopteri; Cypriniformes; Xenocyprididae.
GUCAUAGCAGCUCUUCGACAGGCUGACACAUACUGUGGUGCUAAUAUCGGAGUGUUGCUGGAAUGUUCUGAGGCAGUAUAUAAAAGCAUUGGGUCUUGUUCACUGGGACAGAAGCACAGACGAAGUCGACCAGCUCAACACAGCACCAAAAAUCCACCAAAGAUGCUUUGCCCAAGCACAUUUCAGCCUAAUCUCAGCCCAUUCAUGGACUUCCACUGGCCAGUACGCAGCCUGUGGCCGGAGACAAGACCUCUGUUCUUUCAGAUCGAGAAAGAAAUGAUGAGACACAUGCAGGAGAUGAGGCACAACCUGGAGUUCAUGGAACGCCUGCACCAAAGGAUUUUUGACGAGAUUGACCAUGUCCCACCCAUGACCACUUUCAAACCCAUCUCAUUCCAGGUCGGAAAGGAAGGAAGCCACUAUGCACUGACACUAGAUACGAAGGAUUUCUCUCCGGAGGAGCUGUCCGUCAAACAAGUGGGCAGAAAGUUGCGGGUGAGCGGCAAGACGGAGAAGAAGCAAGAUGAUGGGAAAGGAUCGUUCUCGUACAGAUGCCAAGAAUUUAGGCAGGAGUUUGACCUUCCUGAAGGUGUGAAUCCUGAGACGGUGACCUGUUCGUUAAAUAAUGGCCAGCUACAGAUACAAGCACCCAAAGAAGCUAAUGCUGUGAGCAACGAGAGAGUGAUUCCCAUUACAUACAGUCCUGCUGUGAAGAGUCCUGCUCCUCAGAGCCCUGCUCCUCAGAGCCCUCAGCCUGAGAGCCAAGCAGCUGAGCCAGAGUCUACAGAUAACUGAGCUUAGCCUCUAUGAAUAUAUAACCCACAAUGGAACAAAUGACUCUAUGGAACACCCACAUAAAGCUCGAACCUAAAUGAUUGUAAAAGAAUUCAGAUUUUUAAUGAUGCUGAUUUAUUAACUGUAUUAACAUUUUGUUCAUUGUAUUAAGAUUUUCUAAUACAGAAGUCAAAUACUUCAAUUCAGUAAUAUAUUUGUUUUUGUUAAAUUGCAAAGAGAUGUUUUUGCCAAAAAGCUUAUUUUGUGAAAUAAACUAAAAACGAAUCUGGUCCUGGGAAUAACCACCAUGUUUAUGUAACUUGCAAGAUAUUACACAAAAUAUUAUUAAAUUGGUAUAUGUAUUAAGCUGUAUUUAUUUAUUAAUAUUUUUUCCUUCCAUUUUUGGCAUUACAAUCUUCUUCAAAAUGCAUGGAUUAGGCUACAUAAUAAAAAAUUUCUUAAAGACA